AAAUUGGCGGGCACACUUGCUCAGAUUUGUUUAUGCAGAACGCGAAGUCUUUUUUGAGCCGAAUAAAAGCAAAAAAAGGGCAGCGAUAAAAGUGCUCCAGUGGCAAUUAGCAAGUUAGCACCUAAGGACCCCACACACCACACAAGAUGUUCAACUUUAUGAAGAAGAGUGCCGGUGAUGAUGAGAAGGAGCGCCGCAAACGCGAGAAGAAGCUGCGCAAAGAGGCUAAGGGCACCACCACUGGUGGAAAUGGAGGCGUCACUGGUGUUACUGGAAGCAUGAGUACGGACGAACUGCUCCGCCUGGAUGAGGUGCGUCGGUCUCUCAAAAUCCGUGGACGGCGUAAAGAAAAGGAGAAGCUACCCAGCGGAAUUACGGCGGACUAUAGCGCAGACUUCUUUGCUGCCCUUAAUGCGGAUGCAAACGGCGGAAGCAAUGGGGGAGCAGCAGGAGCUGCAGAUCCCGAACAGGAUCGUGGCAAUGAGGAGAUUGUAGCAUCUGUGAUGACGCACAUUGAGAGCCGAGCGUCCAACGGCGCCGGCGUGAGUGUUAACUACAGCGAGGUCACCCAUUCUUUGUUAGCCGGAGGGCUUAAGAAUCGUUUUCUGCCACCUAUACCGCCAAAACCACCGAAACGUGGCAUUCUAAAGGGUUCCCGCAGCAAUAUGACCAAUGUGCACGAGGAGAUCAGCUUUACAGGCGGCACUGGAGGAGCAGGCGGCACACCAGAGAUGCUAUUGCGCAAUACCUUCCAGAAUGAGUUGCUGUACGAGGGAGUGGGAAGAGGGGCCGGCUCGAUUGGCUCCAACUCCAGUCAGCACGGUACCUCUUUUACCUCCGUAGAGAGUCUGCGCAGCGAUGGAGAACAGGCCGGCGGUCAGCAGCGGGCCAUGACCCUGCCGGCCAACGCUCGCUAUGGGGCUAUACCCCAGGGCAACAGUCAGGGAUCGCACCUCCACGUGCUCACCUCGCCGUCGCCCAGCGCCGACAGUCUCACAGAUACCACAAACUCCUCGUUCGCUACACCACCCUUCUCGCUAAGUCCCGUUGGCGAGUCACAGGGCAUCGACCGUUGGGCCCGCGUUCAUGCCUUCGAGGACGUGGAGCUGCCGCUGCCGCCGGUGCAGCUGGUAAAACUUCCGCCUCCCAGGCAGCUCGUUAUUAGACGACAGAAGUCGCCGCGCCAGGACUUUGGCUUUAGCCUGCGCAAGGCCAUCUGCUUGGACAGAACAGAAUCGCUGACUUCGCCCAUUUUUAAGCCGGUUAUAUUUGCUGAGCCAGGUGCUGGGGGCGGAGCCACGGGUCUACUGCCCGGCGAUCGCCUCAUUAAGGUCAACGGAACGCCAGUGGGUGAUCUGUCACGAGAGAUCAUCAUCGAGAUGAUACGGAACAGCGGCGAGGCUGUCACUGUAGAGGUCCAACCAGUCGCUGAGUUGGUGGAACUAAGUAAACGAUGCAUGGCACCUAUCACGGCCACCGUGGAGGAGAUCGAUCAUUCCAUAACCAACGGCAACUGCAACACCCUCCGGCGCAGUGCCAGCAAGCGCUUCAAGCGUCAGAGCCGCCAUGAGAAUGGCAAUGGAGGAGGAGUAGAAGGAGGAGCCCAAGGAGUGGGCCAUGAUCUGGAGGCGGAUAUGGCGGACGCCAGUCAGCCGGAGCGUGUUUGGCUGGUGCAUCGCGGUGGCUUCACUGCAGCCAUCCGUUUACCAACGCCGUCUUCUGGUCGGGAUGAGGAACAUAAACUGAACCUGCGUCUCCUGCAUAAUGGAGAGCAGCUCACGGUCGACGAGGACGAUGUGGAGAAACAGAAUAGCCCCGCCUUGGAUCUAGCCGAGGACAUAUGUGAACUUAAAUAUCUGAACGAGGCGUCCGUGCUCCAUUGCCUCCGUCAGCGAUACGCCAGCAAUCUCAUCCACACUAAGGCGGGGCCCACGCUGCUCGUGGUCAAUCCCAUGGCACCGCUGUCCCUCUACUCCGAAAAGGUUGUCUCCAUGUUCCGCGGCUGCAAGACGGAGGACAUGCCGCCCCACGUCUAUUCACUGGCCCAGACCGCCUACAGGAGCCUGGUCGAGACGCGGCGCGACCAGAGCUUGAUAUUCAUGGGCCGAUCUGGUUCUGGCAAAUCCACCAGCUUCAAGCAUGCACUGAACUACCUGGCGUUGGCAGCUGGUGCCUAUAAUAACUUCAUAAAUGCAGAGAAGGUCAAUGCCCUGUGCACCAUUCUGGAGGCUUUUGGUAAUACGAAAACUUGCCUCAACUCGAAUGCCACGCGGAUGACGCAGCUGUUGAGCCUGGAUUUUGAUCAAACCGGCCAGAUUGCAUCUGCAUCACUACAGGUUCUACUCCCGGAACGACAGAGAGCUGGUCGUCGUUUGGGCCAUGAACACAGCUUCCACAUCAUGACGCGACUUUUGGCUGGCGCCGCUGGUUUGUUGCAAAAGGAGCUGCAUCUGGAGAACAUUACCUCCGAGGACAGUCAUCCAUUUAUAUCCUUGUCCCAAAAGCUGGAGGAUCGUCAUCGAGCGGCUAAUGACUUUAUGCGAACGGUUCAGGCCUUUGAAACGUUGAACAUUGAUGCCAAGGCGGUGCGGGGAAUCUGGAGCAUUCUGGCGGCCAUUUACCAUCUGGGCAUAGCUGGUGUCACAAAACUGGGGACUGGAUCUACAGCCCGUACACAGUUUGCAAAUCCUACAGCUGCCCGGAAGGCAUCAGGUCUGUUGGGUGUGAAUCUAGAGGAUCUGUCUUCAGCUGCCUUUGGUUUAACACAACCAAAUGCCCCAAAUGGCGGUCUAAGUCCUUCGAAAUCGCCCACCUCUGACACUGGCCACGAGUGGGCUUGGGAAUGUCUAGAGGCUUUGGUCAUUGGCCUAUACUCCGAGGCUCUGGCUGCAGUGGUGGCUCUGAUCAACCGUCAGAUUUGUACAUCGGCUCACACCAUAGCUUCAAUAAUGCUAAUUGACACGCCUGGCUUUCAAAAUCCUGCAAGUUGUGGCCAGCAGGUUGGCGCUACCCUGGCGGAUUUGCGUCACAACUAUCUCCAGGAGCGUCUGCAGAUGCUGUUCCAUCAUACCACACUGGUGGCCCCCCGCGAUCGGUAUGCCCAGGAGCUGGUGGAAAUCGAAAUGGAUCAGGCUUCGGAGUGCCAUCCGGGACCGUUGAUCUCGCUAAUCGACAAGGCACCCCAAAACCAUGUGGUGCGCUCUUCCCAGCGAGAUUUACGCGAACACGACCGUCGGGGCAUGCUAUGGCUUUUGGAUGAGGAAGCCAUCUAUCCAAACUCCAACGACGAUACAUUCCUCGAGCGUUUGUUCUCACACUACGGUGACCGGGAACACCAUUCGCUACUGCGCAAGUGCGCCGGUCCCCGACAGUUUGUACUUCACCAUCUGCAGGGCACUAAUCCAGUGCUUUAUGCUGUUGAUGGUUGGGUGCGGCAUAGUCGUGAGCAUCCGGGAAUUCGAAAUGCGGUUUCCCUGCUACAAGACAGCAGUAGGGAGGAAAUCAACCGCCUGUACAUUGGCUCACUGACACGAGGAUCGGGAGCGAUGGUUUUCUGUGGUUCCUUUGCUGGAUUGGAAGGCACUCAGUCACUGCGUCGCGUGUCCAGUAUUCGUCGCUCCUUCACUACGGCCGGAGUGAAACGCAAUUCCAUUAUGCUACAGGUGAAGUUCACCGUGGACGGAAUUAUCGACACGUUGCGACGCACUGGAACUCAUUUUGUACACUGCUAUCUGCUGCAACACAACGCUGGCAAACACACCAAGUUCACAGCAAAUGGAUCGCCCAGCUCAGCUGCCGGUCAGGCGGCCAGCGAGGAGGAAAUGGUUAAUGUGCCACUGUUAAGGAGUCAGCUACGUGGCUCACAAGUCCUAGAAGCUGCACGUCUGCAUCGCCUUGGUUUUCCCGAAUCAGUGCCAUUAUUGGAGUUUGUUCGCCGCUUUGGUCUUUUGGCCGGUGAUUUGGCUAGCAACAAGGAUGUGAGCGUAGAGCAGAUAUUAGCAGUCAAUGAGCUGGAUGUGGCCAGUUAUCGCAUUGGACCUAGUCAGAUCCUCUUCCGCUCGGGAGUUCUAAGUGAGUUGGAAGCCAAGCGCGAUGUCCUGCUCUCAGAUCGGAUUAUACAGCUGCAAGCUUUUUGUCGUGGCUACUUGGCCCGCAAAAAGAUGUCACAGCGACGAGUUCAGGAACUGGCUGUGCGCUGCAUUCAACGCAAUGUCAAGGCAUUCCUGGCCGUACGUGAUUGGCCUUGGUGGCGUCUCUUAGUUCGAGUUACUCCCCUGCUCAACGUUCAUCGCACCGAGGAGCAGCUAAAGACGGCCAACGAGGAGCUGCUCAUGCUGCGAGCCAAACUGGAGAAGAUCGAGUGCGAUCGUAGCGAGGUCAAGGCGGAGAACCAAAAGCUGGAAGCCAAGCUUUCCGAGCUAACGGUGGACUUGGCCGAAGAGCGAUCCACGGCUCACAUAGCCACCGAGCGGCUGGAGGCGGAAACUGGCGAGCGUCUGAAGCUGGAAAAGGAGCUGGGCGAACAAGCUAACAAAGUUAAGAAUCUCCAGGAGACGACCGAGAAGCUGGAAAUGGAGCUGAUAUGCGCCAAAUCAGAUCUGAAUGGCAUCUCCGAGGAUGAGGAUGCGGAAAAUGAAGAAGGCGGCAGCGGUGGAGUCUACAAGCUUAAAUACGAGCGGGUGGCCAGAGAGCUAGAGUUCACCAAAAGGCGCCUGCACACGCAGCAUGAGCACGAUCUGGAACAGCUGGUCGGGCUCAAGAAGCAAUUGGAGAAGAAGCUUUCCGAUGCCUACGAAGAAGUUGAGGAGCAACGUCAGGUUGUGGGCCAAUGGAAGCGCAAGGCACAGAAGAUGACCAACGAGAUGAACGAUCUGCGUAUGCUGCUCGAGGAGCAAAAUGCCCGCAACAAUUUGCUCGAGAAGAAGCAGCGCAAGUUCGAUGCUGAGUGCCAGUCUCUGCAGGAUGCGUCGCGUCAAGAGCGGCAGGCUAAGGAGCGAUACGGUCGCGAGAAGGACGUCCUGCAGGCAGAGAAGUUCACUCUGGAGCAAACUCUAGCGGACACACGUCUGGACCUUGAGCUUAAAGAAGAGAAACUCGCCUCGCUGCAGCGUGAACUGGAGGAGAUGACCUUUGGUGGCGGCACCGAAGAGGAGUUUGCCCAACUGCGGCGCUCCAAGAAUGAGACAGAGCGUCGGGCCAAGGAGCAGGAGGAGGAACUGGACGAGAUGGCUGGUCAAAUACAGUUACUUGAACAGGCCAAACUUCGCCUGGAGAUGACCCUGGAAACAAUGCGGAAGGAAGCGCGACGUGAAUCCCAGCAGCGCGACGAAGAACUGGAGGAAGUACGCGGCAAUGGUUACAAGAAGAUUAAAGCCCUCGAAUGUCAGUUAGAGACGGAGCACGAGGAACGGACUCUGCUGCUGCGUGAGAAGCACGAACUGGAGCGGCGCCUCUCCUCUAUGGAAGAUCGCGAUCGCGUUGACCGCGAUGCUGAGGAAGCGCUCAACCAGAAGCUUCGACGAGAUCUUCGCAAAUACAAGGCACUGCUCAAGGAUGCCCAGACGCAGUUGGAUCGUCAAAAGGCUGACACGCCUGGCAAGACUCUGAUAAGACAACUGCGUAACCAACUGGAAGAUGCUGAAUCUGCUCGUUCGCUGGCUAUGAAAGCACGGCAAACUGCUGAAGCUGAACUGACCGAAGUUCAGGCUAUGUUCGAGGAGUCGCACCGAGCCAGAAACGAUGCUGAGGAGCGAGCCAACGCUGCCCAUAGGGAUCGCGCUGAGCUGCAGGCACAGAUAGAGGAAAAUGAGGAGGAGCUGGGUGAGUUGAUGAAGAAGUACAGCGCCACGGUGAAGCAGCUGAAUACUGAGCAAAUUAACGUGUCCGAGGCCGAGUUCAAGCUCAAUGAGAUGGAAGCGGAGCGCAACAAUCUCAAGGAGCAGGUGACCGAGCUGCAACAUCGUCUGGAUAACGUAGAGAACCUGGGCGAUCCUUCCAUGGCCAUGAUGUCCAAGCGAUUGGAGCUGCGUACAAAGGAACUGGAAUCUCGUCUCGAAUUGGAACAGGCAACACGGGCUCGUCUUGAGGUUCAAGUCAACCGUCACAAGGAAGCCCUGGAGAAGCUGCAGAAUGAGGUGACGCAAGCAAAGAUGCGUGAAAUGCAGGCCCAGGACGUAAUCAAGAAGUCGCAAAAGAGUCUGCGCGACAUGCGCGAGGAGUUCCACGCUGUUUCCGGUCGCGAGCAGGAAUCGCUGACGCGUCGCAAAGACCUCGAGAAGAAGAUGGAGCAAAUGGAGUCAGAGGGAGCGGCGCUGAAGAAUGAUCUGCGAUUGGCCCUUCAGCGGAUAGCGGAUCUACAGCAGGCCAUGGAGGAGGAGGGUGAAGAAGAGCUGAGUGAGAGUGAAGAGAGCCUGAGCUCGGUGGGCUCAAUUAGUGAUCUGGAGGAUCGACUGCGGCCAGUGCAUGUGAAGCGCAGCUCACAGCAGUCACUAAAUGGCAGCAUCGGUGGCGGAGGAGGCCCCGUUGUCAGCUCCACCCGCACCGUGGUGUAUGAAAAGGACGACAACAGCCCGAGAAUAACAGUGACGUCGCCAUCGUCGCCACACAUACAUAAGCUGGCACUGGCGGCCAAAGCCAUACCGGCCAAGAAACCGGACACAAAAACUGCAGCACCGACCAGGAUGGGACUAACAGUGCCAACGAGCCAAUAUAAUGGCCAGGAUGCCGGGCUGGCCAAGCCGUAGAUCAAUCUCUUGCUCGUGGCUUGUCCACCUGGGGCUGCAGCUUGUAAUUUGUAAUUUUUAUUUUUUGGAUAUUUAUUAGUUGUUUAUGAUUAUUAUUUGAUUACUGUUUAGUUCAAUAUGUUUAACUAUUUAUUAUCGAAAUAUAGCUACAUGAUAAUAUAUGAUAUGAACCCAAUAGGCAUUUGAAAGCAAUGCUAAAUCGUAGUUAAUUUAAUUUGCGCGACAGUCCCUAAAUGAAAAGUGAUUAACAUGUUUUAUCUCUCUCUCAAAAAAGAAACAAAAACAAAACUGAACUAACACCUAUAGCCUAUAUAGAAUAUAGUCCAUUAUCCUAUAGCCAACUUAAAUAAAAUUAGUUAAACGCGUUUCAAAAUCAUAGGCAAGUGUAUGCAUAUGCAAUAAAUUGAAUCAUUAAUCAAAUUGAAUCCCACAAAAUCCGAGUAUUUUACAAAUAACUCUUAUUCUUAUACGACUCAUCGUCCCCUUUCAUAACAUCCGUAAUCAAACGAAAUCAUUAGCUUCAUUCAUCACAUAUGGAAAGAAAAAAUUUAAUAAUAAAAAGGAAGUAAUUAAUAUUGGAAUACAAAAUUUUACAGAUAUAACGACAUGUAACGGAAAAGAAGCAUGAAAAUCCUUAUAAAACUAACAAAACGAACAUAAAAAAUAAAUAUAUUGUUAUAAAACUCAA
Drosophila eugracilis is the source of this 7431-nucleotide messenger RNA. RefSeq names its product unconventional myosin-XVIIIa (gene Mhcl). Gene Ontology annotation, cellular component: myosin complex. Bases 147 to 6743 code for a protein of 2198 amino acids. Gene Ontology annotation, molecular function: cytoskeletal motor activity; protein binding; ATP binding. The record is from RefSeq and is a predicted model, not a curated record. Lineage: Eukaryota; Metazoa; Arthropoda; Insecta; Diptera; Drosophilidae. The transcript is spliced from 18 exons.